This is a messenger RNA of Nannospalax galili (Upper Galilee mountains blind mole rat), 803 nucleotides long. RefSeq names its product testis associated actin remodelling kinase 2 (gene Tesk2). Lineage: Eukaryota; Metazoa; Chordata; Mammalia; Rodentia; Spalacidae. Gene Ontology annotation, molecular function: ATP binding; protein serine/threonine kinase activity. Gene Ontology annotation, biological process: protein phosphorylation; actin cytoskeleton organization. The annotation marks the transcript as partial. The transcript has 4 exons. The record is from RefSeq and is a predicted model, not a curated record. Gene Ontology annotation, cellular component: nucleus; cytoplasm.
CGUCCCUGCCCCCAGGCGUUUGGGUCGCUGGCCACCGGGAGCCUAGAGUUUCCAGCUGCCUCCUGGGUCUCGGCAGUGGUGGUGCUCCGGGCCUGCCCGGGAGGCGGGGGGACAACCACGACUGACGGGCCAUGGCUGCAGGCGCCGAGUCCUCCGCCGUCGUCGGCCUCGCUGAGUCGCCGACUUCUGUGCCAGGGAUCCCCACCUCCUCCGCAGGCUAAACCGACGCGGCGGCCGCGGGCAGCCGGAGCUGCUAUGCGCGCUCUGGGCCGCCUCCCUCGCCCGCCGGCCCGCGCGGACGCCCUUCGCCUGCGCCGAGCUGCCUCAGUGUCCCACUGGAAAAGAACUUAAAUUGAACAAAACCUUACUAAGUGUGGAGUUCCUUUUUAAAAGAAGUGAUUGUUGAGAUUAUGGAUCGGAGCAAGCGGAACUCAAUUGCAGGAUUUCCACCACGUGUGGAGCGUCUUGAAGAAUUUGAAGGAGGUGGUGGAGGAGAUGGGAACAUGAUCCAGGUGGGAAGAGUUUGGCCAUCUUCAUAUCGAGCUCUUAUUAGUGCCUUUUCCAGACUGACACGUUUGGAUGAUUUCACCUGUGAAAAAAUAGGGUCUGGCUUCUUCUCUGAAGUGUUCAAGGUGCGACACCGAGCCUCCGGUCAGGUGAUGGCUCUCAAGAUGAACACACUGAGCAGUAACCGAGCAAACAUGCUGAAAGAAGUGCAGCUCAUGAACAGACUCUCCCAUCCCAACAUUCUUAGGUUCAUGGGUGUGUGUGUACAUCAAGGACAAUUGCAUGCACUUACAGAG